AUGGCGGCGCCGAGGCAGGAGGAAGCGGCACGUGGCCUGUUCGGCCAGGGGGUGAAGGCUGUGCUGGCCCACUGGCCCGCCUUGCAGAUUGCAGUGGAAAACGGCUUCGGCGGGGCGUUCAGCCAAGAGAAAGCCGAAUGGAUGGCGGGGGCCGUGGAGCAGUAUUUCCAAAGCAACGCUGACCUGGAGCCAGACGAGGUGGACGAUUUCCUCGCAGAGGUGAUGAACAAUGAAUUCGAUACGAUGAUAGAAGAUGGCAGCCUGAGCCAGGUAAGCCAGCAGCUGUGCCAGUUCUUCCGCCAGUGCCAGCAGGGAAACGGAGCAGCGGUGCAGGAAGCCCUUGCGCGCCUGGCCCAGAAGCAGCAAGCGGCCAAGAGGGUCGCCGCGGAAGCUCAGGCCGCCGAAGAAAGCAGCAGCGAGGAGGAACAGGAAGCAGAGGAAGAGGCCAUGGAGUGCAGCUCAAACGGACUGCAGCCCAGCCCGCCUCCUCCCUCCUCGGGCCCCGAUCAAGAAGACGGUUGGACUUUGGUAAGGAAGAAAAAGAAAUGA
Euleptes europaea (tarantolino) is the source of this 549-nucleotide messenger RNA. RefSeq names its product TSR2 ribosome maturation factor (gene TSR2). The record is from RefSeq and is a predicted model, not a curated record. Gene Ontology annotation, biological process: maturation of SSU-rRNA from tricistronic rRNA transcript (SSU-rRNA, 5.8S rRNA, LSU-rRNA). Gene Ontology annotation, cellular component: nucleus. The transcript is spliced from 5 exons. The coding region runs from base 1 to 549 and encodes 182 amino acids. NCBI's taxonomy places the organism in Eukaryota, Metazoa, Chordata, Lepidosauria, Squamata, Sphaerodactylidae.